AUAGCCCGCAAACAGGUCGCUAUACAAUAUGGGUACUUCAUAUUUUAGAGAUAUCACCAGCGAAUCGGCCUUCAAUGCAAAUUGCCAUGAUGAUCUUGAAAAUCUCUUCUCCGACCUCAAUGUCGUUGCCGCGAGUGAAUGGGGACGUGAUCAUUUAUUUGCUUGUCGUUUAAUCCGACGAGAGACGCAGCGCCCUGUUCUUCCGACCUUGUCAGAGUAUACAAGGCCCUCGGACUUGACAUCCUCGACUGAAAUCAUUGACUUCGUGAGUGGUCCACCGGGCCCGGCGUAUAUGGCUCAAAGCGAGCACCGACUUGUACGAAGCUCUGGCUAUGGGAUGUCUCUUGGACAGAUUUGGGCGGCGUUGGCAAUGUUCAAAGAAAGAGCAAAGCGACCUAGGCGAAACACUCUCCAGGAAGACUACGUCGAUUCCCGCACAAUUCAAGUCGGCUCCAGCAGUCCACAGGAGAUAAGCUCACAAGAGUCUUCCUCUGUCGGUUACGUCGAUCCCGUAUCACAUAGACUCCUAGCCGCGCCGGAGGAUGAAACAAUACGGCUUGCAUCGUGCGUCAUUCGACAUAUCUUGUACUUUGGUGCCCCUCAGGAUUCUGUAGAACUGUCAACUGUUGUUGAAUUUCGGGAUGCUAAAGUGAGACUCACUGCCUACACUCCUGUACUGAGACGGAGGAUAGUAGCCAUCGACGACGGAGGACUCUGCUUGCGAAAGGAGUUGAACGGUUGUUUUGCAGUCUCCAAAAAUCACCUGGCGAUAUUGGAAGGCAAAAGACACUUCCAGUGUUUUGAAAAUGGCCGGCCAAUCAUUUCGGAUAAAUGUCUCGCCCAGAUGACCUGUGAAGCUCUUGUAGCUAGCAUUGUCGAUCCCUUCAAUGAGUUGCAGCCAAAUGGGGUCAUAGUGAUCAAUGUUACGCAGCACUAUCUGUGCUUCCUCCACUUUGAGAUUACUGAGGAAUACCUCUUGAAUUUUGAAUCUCCUUCACCUAGCUCUUUUCUACACGUGAACUCCACUCCUUGGUUUGACCUGGAUUCUCCGUCUGGAAGGAGGCAAGUGGUCUUGAACCUCUGUGGCUUGAUGCGUCGGGAGCUUCAGCCAUGACAUCUUGCCUUAAUUUCUCUACUUCGGCAUAGACUCGCUACAGGGCUCUUUGGAAGAGACGGACUUGCGGAGCAAAUAUCUAAAGUGCUUUGAACUUCGCAACCCGGUCUGCUACAGUACGAUGCCUCAGUAGGAUAAGACACCUGAAAAGGUCCAUACAGUCUCCACUUUCCCAGUCUCAUUUCUCAGGACUACGGCAAGUGGCCACGAAGGAGUGAAGAUGUUGCUUGAGAUGGAGCAGGCUCAGAAGAUGGGAGGGUCGGACCUAGUCAAGAUAACAACUCCAAAUUGCACAGAGUAAUCAACCUGCAAAUCUAUUGCGAAACCCAGGACAGAGGAAAGAAAUAAGUUUUGAAAUGGACUAAGGAUAAAUCAUGCCAAAUUGACUCUGUCGGUCCUGUCGUGUGUUGCACAUAUACAUAUUCACUUCCCCGCAUUCACCGGGUGAGGUUUCCGCUGCAAUCCACCAAAACUAACCUGAC
This is a messenger RNA of Penicillium brasilianum, 1596 nucleotides long. The record is from the annotation of a GenBank genome assembly. Lineage: Eukaryota; Fungi; Ascomycota; Eurotiomycetes; Eurotiales; Aspergillaceae.